AGUGGAUAAAUGGCAGGCAAAAAGCGUGAAGUCCAGUUGCAGGCAGUCAUCAAUAAUCAAAGCCUAUGGGAUGAGAUGUUGCAGAACAAAGGUCUAACAGUGAUCGAUGUUUACCAAGCCUGGUGUGGACCUUGCAAAGCAAUGCAAACUUUAUUCAGAAAAUUGAAAAAUGAGCUGAAUGAAGACGAAAUUCUGCAUUUUGUUGUAGCAGAGGCUGACAACAUUGUGACUUUGCAGCCAUUUAGAGAUAAAUGUGAACCUAUUUUUCUUUUCUUUAUAGAAUGGCAAAUUAUUGCAAAGAUUGAGGGUGCAAAUGCACCACUUGUUAAUAAAAAAAUUAUUAGCUUGAUCAAUGAGGAGAGAAACAUUGCAGCAGGUAAAAUGGUUCGCCCUCAGUAUCAUGAAAUUGCAUUUGUAGACUCAGAUGCAGAAGAUACUGGGGAAGCAUCCAAUGAAAAUGUUGACAAAGUGCGCAAUAUUGUCAUUAUCAAACCCGAGGCUAUGGUUACUGGGAAGACUAUAGAAAUUAAAGAAAAAAUUAUCAAUGGAGGAUUUGUCAUAGAAGCAGAAGAUACAAGAGUGCUCACUGAAACGGAAGUGAGGGACUUCUAUAGUCAAAUAGUAGACCAGCCUGAAUUUGAAGAUUUUGUCCCUUCAAUGACAAAUGGCCUAAGCUAUAUUCUAGUUAUAUCUCAAGACAAUAAACAAGAACUUCCCCAUGAAGAAAAUGUACCUAAUCCUGAGACUGAACAUAAAGAACCAUCUGAGGAUCAGCAUGAGAUGGCCACACCUACAGUGAUGAAAAAGAAGUGGGACAGUUUACAAGAAUAUCUGGAAAGACAAGAUAUAUCUCAAUUUUGUGAUGUUGAAGAGAAUGUAGAUAAUGUUAAUAAGCUUAUUGAUAUCUUCUUUCCUGAUUUUAAAAGUAUGACAAGCUUAAAGUUAGAAAGGAUACUGGCAUUACUUCGACCAGAUCUCUUUCGAGAAAAGGGAGAGGAUGUCUUGAAUAUUAUUCAAGAUGAAGGUUUUAAAAUAUUGAUGCAGAGACAAAUAGUAUUAUCAAAAGAAGAGGCACAGACACUUUGCAAGGAAUAUGAAAAUGAAGAUUAUUUUGGAAAUCUUAUAGAAAACAUGACCAGUGGUCCAUCUCUAGCACUUGUUUUAUUAAGAGAAAAUGGUUUACAACACUGGAAAAAGUUAAUUGGACCAAGCACUGUUGAAGAAGCAAAAGACAACCUUCCAGAGAGUUUAUGCAUACAAUUUGCAACAGAAAGUUUGCCUAUCAAUCAGUUGUAUGGAAGUGACUCAUUAGAAGCUGCUGAAAGGGAAAUACAGCAUUUCUUUCCUCUUCAAAGCACUUUAGCACUGAUUAAACCUCAUGUAACACAUGAACAAAGAGAGGAUAUCUUCAACCUUAUCAAAGAGGCUGGAUUUGAUAUAACACAGAUGAAGGAAAUGCUACUAAUCAAAGAGCAAGCAGACAAAAUUUAUUUUAAAAUUGUAAAAAAAGACUUUUAUAAAGAUGUACUGGAAAUGCUGUCUGAGGGUCCAUCUUUGGUCAUGGUUCUGACCAAGUGGAAUGCUGCUGCAGAAUGGAGACGAUUGAUGGGUCCCACAGACCCAGAUGAAGCAAAACUAUUGUCCCCAGACUCCAUCCGAGCCAGAUUUGGAAGAAGUGUUUUGAGAAAUGCUGUACAUGGAUCAUCUAAUUCCUAUGAAGCAAUGGAGACAAUUAACAAAGUGUUUGAAAAUUUUGUUCCUGCAAAUACUGAGGCAAACUAAAGCACAGCACCUCUUUAGCAAUUGUUAUUUCCUUUUCUUUGGUUGUUAUAGUGAUCCUGUCUAGGACAAGAUUGUUCUGAGCAGAACAUUCCCCAUGUUCCUGUGUUAAAUGAUUUCCUGCCAGACAAUAAUAUUACACUGUUCCAUAGCAGCCUUGAAGCCUCAAAGUCAAGUCUUAUAGGUGUCAGGGACCUGGGACAUAGUAAGGCAAGCAAGAUACGCUUGGGUUUGAAAGCCUUGGUCCCAAAAUCUUUGUGCUGUCAUGACAGUUUCAUGAAGUCCCUCUCCUUGAGUCCUCUUCAUUUCUUCUCUUUGAAUUGCCAAGGUCUCAUUCAGCAACCUCAACUCAACUCACUAAGUAGUUGAGAACCUGGAACCUAUUAGCUACUUGUGGGUGAUAUAUGAUAAUAGAAUAUUAAAAGUCAUAAAGCAAAAGGCAGUCAUUUGUAUUCCUUGGCAAAUAGGUAUUUAUUUGGAGAGAGAUAUUAGUGCAAUAUGCAUGUAAAUUGAGCCUGCUUAGUUGUUGAGAGAUAACUUGAACACUUUUUAAUCCUGGGCAAUGUGGGAGAUAGAGUGUAAAACAGGUGACUUUUCCCAUUAAACCUCCUUUCCUUCUUUAUUUUCAAAUGGAAGUCUCACAAAUGUACACAUGUAUGGCCCUGAGUGCAGUCUUGAAUAUGACUGUACAGACUCUUCACAUGUGCAGCGUUGUCCCCAGCCAAAUUAAAAAUCCAUUUCCUGAGCAUAAUGAGAAAACAAUGUGAAAUGGAGAAACCCCUCCACACCCAUCCAGGUUCCUCAGGAAGAGAAGAGUACAUUGUUCCCUUAAUAUUGUCAUUUAGGCUAUGAUUUCUCCACCCAUAAGAACAUUAUAUCAAAAAUUUAAAUGCAAAAAUAAAAGUGAAUUCUGGCAUAGUACUGCUCUUCCCAUACAUUUAUUCAAUUAUAGACCAAAGCAUCAUUGUACAACCUAUAAACAUUUAUGUUGGAAAAAUAUGUAUUAUAUAUCUGUUUGAACUGUGGGUUUUGGUUAAUAGAAAACUGGUUGAAUGAAGGUUUUUGCCUUUGGGGAGAUGCAAAUAUAGUGGAGAGAGAAAACUCACAAAAACAAUAAUUAUAGCCAACAUAAGACAGCAUAUUAUUAGGCAUAUCAGUGAUGAAUAACAGGUUGGGGGGGUAGUGGAAUUGCAUUGUGUUAAUAGCAUCUAUGAGCAACAUGGUAUAGAUCUAUCCUAACAUUUGCAUACCCAUCCCUUUUUUUUUUUUUUGAUGAGGGAAGCAUUAUGAAUAGUAUCAGGCACUUCAGAUGCGUGUAUAAUUCAGUACCAAAUUGACAAAUGUAUAUUUGAUGGGUAGGGGUUUGAGGAGGUAAGAAAUGAAGUAGAGCUUGAAUAAAGGGUACAGUUUUCAAAAUCAGGAGUAAGGAAGCAA
This is a messenger RNA of Phyllostomus discolor (pale spear-nosed bat), 3213 nucleotides long. It is a transcript of the gene NME8, whose product is annotated as NME/NM23 family member 8. The transcript is spliced from 15 exons. Lineage: Eukaryota; Metazoa; Chordata; Mammalia; Chiroptera; Phyllostomidae. The coding region runs from base 10 to 1782 and encodes 590 amino acids. The record is from RefSeq and is a predicted model, not a curated record.